Orycteropus afer afer is the source of this 1155-nucleotide messenger RNA. NCBI's taxonomy places the organism in Eukaryota, Metazoa, Chordata, Mammalia, Tubulidentata, Orycteropodidae. The record is from RefSeq and is a predicted model, not a curated record.
AUGUUUUGCCCACUGAAUUUCAUCCUGGUGCUGAUGUUAUUAGAUUACUCCUUGGGCCUGCAUGACUUGAUUGUUCCCAGCCCUGACCUAACAGUCCAUGUGGGUGAUUCAGUCCUGAUGGAAUGCAUUUUCCAUAGCACAGAACAGAAACGUGUGACCAAGGUGGACUGGAUGUUUUCAUCAGAAGAAGAUACCAAGAAUGAUUAUGUGCUAUACUACUAUGCCAAUCUCAGCGUGCCUCUGGGGCGCUUUCAGAAUCGUGCGCACUUGGUGGGGGACACCUCACGCAAUGAUGGUUCUCUCCUGCUCCAAGAUGUGAAAACAGCUGACCAAGGAACCUAUAUCUGCGAAAUCCGCCUUGAAAUGGAGAGCCUGGUGUUCAAAAAAGAGGUGAUGCUGCAUGUAAUACCAGAGGAGCCCAAAGAGAUUAUGGUCCAUGUGGGUGAUUCAACUCAGAUGGGGUGUGUUUUCCAGAGCACAGAAGAGAAACGUGUGACCAAGUUACACUGGAUGUUCUCAUCAGGAGAGCAUACCAAGGAGGAGAUUGUGUUAUACUAUUCCCACAAACUCAGUGUACCUCUGGGAUACCCCAAGAACCAGGGACGCUUCCAGAACCGCAUAAAGCUGGUGGGAGACAUUUCCCACAACGAUGGCUCCAUCAUGCUCAAAGAAGUGAGGGAGUCUGAUGGAGGAAACUACACCUGCAGUAUCUACCUGGGGAACCUAGAGUUUAAGAAAACCAUUCUGCUGCAUGUGAUCCUGAAACAGCCUAGAACAUUGGUAACCCCAGUGGCCUUGACGCCUGAUAGCCUGGGUGGUAAUCAGCUGGUGAUCAUUGUGGGCAUUGUCUGCACCACCAUCCUGCUGCUUGCUGCUCUGAUACUGAUAGUCAAGAGGACUCACAGGACUGAGAGUUCAGUGAAUUCUACAACCCUGGUCAAGAACCUGGAGAAAGCAAAGAAAGUGAACCCAGAGAAACACGUUUACUCCUCCAUAAGUAUACGGGAGGUGAUCGAGGAAGAAGAAUCGACUGGAAAAUCAGAGGCCACCUACAUGACCAUGAACCCAGUUUGGCCUUCUAUGAGGUCAGCACAGAACAACCCACUUGGAAAAAAGUCAUCUGAGGAAAUACCAAAACCAGAGCAAAUCCUUUGA